Molecule: messenger RNA, 1153 nt
Organism: Dendronephthya gigantea
Lineage: Eukaryota; Metazoa; Cnidaria; Anthozoa; Malacalcyonacea; Nephtheidae
Product: sorting nexin-27-like
Exons: 10
Coding region: 35-1153 (372 amino acids)
Biological process (GO): signal transduction; intracellular protein transport
Cellular component (GO): early endosome
Molecular function (GO): protein binding; phosphatidylinositol binding
Source: RefSeq, a predicted model, not a curated record
AUGUUUUAUUCAAUCUCCAGCUUAUUCUAAAUCAAUGCAAAUGAAAAUUUCUAUUAUCUUUAGCAAUGAAGAGAAUGUUGAGGGAGCCACGCAUAAGCAUGUUGUGGAGUUGAUCAAAUCUGGUGGAAGAAAGCUUUCGAUGGUUGUGUUAUCCUUGCCGCCAAGCGAGGUCAGAAAAUUGGAUCCACCAGAGGAUGGGCAGGCACCAGAAUACUUUGAUUACUCAGACAAAAGACAAAUAUUUGUCACAAUACCAGAAACACGACAGAUUGAUAACGGAAGGGAGAAAUAUGCGGUGUUUAAUAUCUAUGUCAAUGACAGACAUAUCUGCUCUAGACGAUACAAAGAAUUUUCAAAUUUAAACAAUGAGCUGAAGAAACAGUUUCAAGAUUAUGAUUUUCCUAAAUUUCCUGGCAAGUGGCCAUUUCAGUUAUCUGAACAACAACUGGAUAACCGACGGAAGGCCUUGGAGUUGUAUUUAGAACAAGUUACAUCAAUUCGGAUAAUUCAUGAUUGCGAUGCAAUGAAAGAGUUCAUGAAAUCUUCAGAGGAAGUACAGGUCAAUAAUUUGGAAGUGGAAUUGAAAAUUGCCUUACCUGACCAAACAGAAAGGCCUGUGAAGGUUGAGAAAAGUUUUCAAACUCAGGAUGUUUGCAAGGCGUUUUUGAAAAAGAUUGGAAUGAGCGAAGCAUCUGCUAAGUACUUCGCUUUGUUUGAAAUUAUUGGAAAAGCAUUUGAGCGAAAAUUAAGAGACAAUGAAUUUCCACACACAAUAUACAUCAGAAAUUAUUCCAGCGAGCUGCCCAGUUGUCUUGUAUUGAGGAAAUGGGUUUUCACUUUACCAAGGGAAAUUGAAAUGGAUGAUGAAGAACUAGCAUUCAACUUACUUUACGAUCAGGCUGUGGACGAUGUAAGAACGUUAAAAAUUAAGUCAGAUGAAAAGUUCAAAAAACUUGAAGAAUAUAAAAGUUUGGGCAAGAAAGCCGAGUAUUUAAAGCUUGCAAGAUCACUGCAAGAUUAUGGUUGCGUUCGCUUCCCACAUUGCGAAUGCGAUGCCCGUAAAAAAGGCCAUGUCAUAGUUUCCUUCAAUCUUAACAGCAUUUUCCUUCAAGCGUGUUCUGUGGAUGGAGAGCCGGAGGUAUAUCACGUUUAA